Messenger RNA from Pelecanus crispus (Dalmatian pelican), 1460 nucleotides. The record is from RefSeq and is a predicted model, not a curated record. Lineage: Eukaryota; Metazoa; Chordata; Aves; Pelecaniformes; Pelecanidae.
GGUACUCAAAGAAAACCCAAAAGUCUUCCUCCCCUUGAUCCAGAAGUUCUUUCUGUGUUUGUGCCUCCAUUUAUCAGCAGAGAUGAUAUUCAGGUGACUACAAGUGGUAAUAACUUGAGUAAAAGUAAACGCCGGUCUUUCCGAAAGAAGAAAGAGAGACCAAAGAUUGAAAAUGUCAAGAGUCUCAAUGGGGAGCAGAAGGCACCUGACACUGAAGAUAUUGCAGUUCCAAAGGACGUUGAUCUUAUUGGUUUGCCACAGCUGUGCUUCCCAGGAGGACUUUAUAUAACUUCUGAAUCAAAAGAGGACCACAUUCAUUUCCUGGUCUUCACAGAUGUCUGUGGUAACAGAACAUACGGUGUUGUUGCACAGUACUACCAGCCUAUGCAAGAUGGCUGUAUUUCCUCGAACGGGCAGACCCGUUGGGAAUCUGCGCAGACUGCGAAGAUGCCUGUCUGUUUUGUACCAUUCGCUAUUUGUGUUAUAUCCAGAUACCCAUAUUUUAAUGCCCUGAAGGACUGUCUCUCUUGCUUACUAGUGCAACUGCGGCUUUUCAAGGAUUUAGAUGUUGAGGAGCACAUAAAAGAAUUUGCAGCAAAAUUAUUUUUAAUACCCAGCCCGCCACCAGGACCACUCCACUUGGUAUUUAAUAUGAAACCACUUCAAAUAGUAAUUCCUUCACGAGAGGAUCCGGACAGUCCAAUUGUUGACUUGGAUCUUCAUCUUCCGUUGCUGUGUUUCAAGCCAGAACAGGUGCUGCAGAUUAUGACCUGUAUUUUGACUGAGCAGAGAAUAGUUUUCUUCUCUUCUGAUUGGGCUCUGUUGACGCUCAUUGCUGAAUGCUUUAUGUUGUACCUUCAUCCUCUUCAGUGGCAGCACACUUUUGUGCCUAUUCUGUCUCGUCAAAUGCUGGAUUUUGUAAUGGCCCCAACAUCUUUUCUUAUGGGAUGUCAUAUUGAUCAUUUUGAAGAAGUUAGCAAGGAAACAGAAGACUUAAUUCUAAUUAAUAUAGAUAAUGGAGAUAUUACACAUUCAAAAACAGCUGAAGAGGAACCUGAAAUUCCAGAUGUUCCAGUACAAGCAGCAGAAACUUUUAUAAAAAGAGUGGAGAGUCUUCAGCUGCAUUAUGAUCUAGAGCUCUGCCAUCUCCGAGCCAGCACAGAUCUUAGUGAACUCCAAAUGCAUAGAAGGGCUUGGCAACAGAAACUGAAUACAGAAGUUCAGCAAACAACUUUGCAGUUAAUUGUUAAUAUCUUCAGGGAGGUAAAAGACCAUCUAAACUACGAACAUAGAGUGUUUAACAGUGAAGAAUUUCUGAAAACAAGGGCAAUUGGAGACCAGCCAUUUUACAAAAAGCCUGAGAAACAGGGCAUAGAGUUGAUGAUGCCUGCUUGGCUCCAGGCCGUGCGCCUGUUUCCCACAAUGCGUCACAGCGAACGCACGCUGCUGACUCCGAGAAC